Molecule: messenger RNA, 5242 nt
Organism: Neolamprologus brichardi
Lineage: Eukaryota; Metazoa; Chordata; Actinopteri; Cichliformes; Cichlidae
Gene: sertad2b
Product: SERTA domain containing 2b
Cellular component (GO): nucleus
Molecular function (GO): transcription regulator activity
Source: RefSeq, a predicted model, not a curated record
GGUUCGUGUCUUAAGUGAAAAUCGUAGAGUGGCUCUUGGUACUGUGACAUGUCUUAACACUCCCAAAAAGGCUUUUUGAUGAAAUCAAAACCUGGAAACAAAACAAAGUUUCAGCUCCAUAGGGCUCCCACUCAUUCUGGACUAUCUCGUGAGCCCCCCGCUACGAUAUCCUGCUAUUGGCUACCUUUGUGAGACGUAGUGUUGGACACCAGCGAAGCAGUGAACUGUGUUUCUUAAACCUAAGUAAGUGUAGCUGUUGUGGUAAAGUUGAGGGGCCUCUAACUUUCGUAACAAGCACCACAACACAUAGGAGAACUCCCCUAAUGACAGCAGCUCCUCACUUUUUGGUUGUAACCUGCAAGCUGUGCAUCAGGCAUGUCAGAGGUACUUACUUUGCGCUCACGAGUACCCACAACAUAGACCUAGCAUCAGACCACAGACAGUCAGCAGAUGUGCUGCAGAGUUAUACAACUGUAAAUGAGCAGAAAACCACACAUGGGGAGAGAGGAAAGCCUAGUUUUUACUGAAUGGGGAAGUCCUCAGGAGGUCCCCAAAUUCCAGGUAGGGUCUAGAGUCCAUUUAAUAUUUCCAAAUUGUACUAUUUGGUUUACUGGAGCAUUUCCAGUUCCGGAAAAAACAAUCCUGAUUUUAUUUUUGCACCCAGGCAGCUCGUUCAGCUCAUGCUGCCAUCUCCAGAACAAAUGCAUCAGCAUCGAGCUGGGAGGAAAACAUUAAAGCUCAGAGAGCCUGGAUGUUGCAGAAGACAUGACAGCUGCAGGCUUUUAUUUUGAAUCUGUAAGACCUGAUAAUAACAGAGUUUGAUGCAUGAGGGGUGGUUAAUGUAGGUGAGCUGUAUACCUUUAGCAUGCGUGAGCGGUGCAGUAGCAAGGCUUGGUUUGUGCUGAUGAGGAUUAUAUUCAAGUAAUACGGCUGCUGUCUGCAGUUGAAACGAUGACACUCGCAGUACUGAAGCUGGUGCUGCUGUAACAAGGUGGGCACUGUGGUAAAAAGGCAGAUUUUUGCCAUGAUGUGGCGCGUGCUGCAGUAAUAAGGCACAUACUGCAGUAAUAAGAUAUAUGUUCGGUAAAGGUGCGAAGCGAAAGCUGGACGAGGAUGAAGAGGGGCUGGAAGGCAAAACGCUGGAGGCGCCGGUGGCGGGAGGGGGGCUAGGCGUCACUCCAGAAGGUCUUUCGAAGGUGUCGUACACCUUGCAGCGGCAGACCAUCUUUAACAUCUCUCUGAUGAAGCUGUACAGCCAACGGCCGCUGGGAGAACCCAGCCUGGAGCGCCGCGUCCUCAUCAACAACAUGCUCCGCCGCAUCCAGGACGAACUCAAGCAAGAGGGCUCCCUGCGGCCACUUCUCCUUCCGCCCUCGCCGCCACCCGACGACCCCAUGGACGAAGGCUUCCGUGAGGCGCCGCCGUCUUUCGGCGUUCUGUCAGCGGCAACGAGCACACAGGUAUCCCAGCCUUCUGCACUGCUGAUGCCAGCGAUUGCUCCUCCGCCUUCACCCCACCCAAUGGUGCCUCCCAACUGCCAGGUAUCCCAGGCCUGCCCCAGCCGUCUGGAGGCCUGUCCUGCCCCUUUGGAGGCCUGCCUCACUCCUGCCUCUUUACUGGAGGAGGAUGGUGGAGAUUCAGCCUUUUGCGCGGUAUCUCCACCCACCCCUCCGCUGUCACCACCCCCAGUGCAGCCUCCCAUUUCAGCACCUCUGAGCCAGGCCCCCUCUGUCCCUGUGCCUGUCUUUUCCUCCUCUCUGAGUGACAUGGAGUUGGGUCCUCCUACAGCCAUAACAAGGACAGCAGCAGCUAAUACUACGACCAUGACUACCUCCCCAGCUCCCACACCAACCACCCAACUCCUCCCACCUACACCCACCGGCUCACCCAGAGACUGCAGGACUACGGGUGCUAAACCAGAGGCAGCUGCCGUUUUCCUAGUGGAAGGCCGCUGUGCUGAGCUCCGGCCAAUGGACACUCUCCCUGCAGUGCCCCCAGGUGUCCUGGUAGACGUUUCCUCCUCUCCUUCUUGUCCCCCGUCCUCUUCCUCGCCCUUUCUCUCAGACUUGGCGUUGGAUGAUGUCCUGUUCGCCGACAUUGACACAUCCAUGUAUGACUUUGACCCUUGCACGACAGCAGGGGGAGCAGGGGGUGGGACAGCAAGCACCGGCGGCCUCGCCAAAGUGUCGCCAGUGGUGACGGCGGACGACCUACUCAAAUCGUUGGGGGCACCGUACAGCGGCCCUGCCCCCCAGGUUUCAGCCAAUCAGCCUUUCAAAAUUGAUCUGACAGAAUUGGACCACAUCAUGGAGGUGUUGGUGGGCUCCUGACUCAAGGAUGCCCCCCCCCUGAGAAACAGUUUAAUCAGACUGGAAUGAAAACGUGGGAUCGAUUUUUUUCCUGGUUGUUGUUUUUACAUUGUUUUUUUUUAAAAACUCUCUUCAAAAGUCGGUAAUUGUAAACAUCGAUGGUGAUGUCAGUUAGUACUACUAUGACAACUACUACUACUACUACUACACAACACUGUGCAUGCACUGUCCUCGCCUUUCCAAAUAUGGAAAAGAAGUAACCGGGAAACAAACACAUAUAAUUGUAUUUCUAUACUUGUGAGGACCUCCUUUGACUUCCUUCAUUCCCGAAACCUAAUCCUCUUUGUAAUCUUUAACUUUAAUCUAAGCCUUAACCCUAAGGAGUAACUGUAAAUAGAAGCAAUGAAAUUGUCCUUGUUGUGGACAACUCUAUCUACCCUUGUGGGGACACUUACUCCUCACAGGUAAAGAAAUACAAGCAUAAACAUGAGACACACACACACACACUGUAAUUAUGGCUUUUAGCAGAUGAGUGCCUUUCAAAAUGACCACUUAUUCAAUUCCUGUUUUUACAGUAUUUUUUUUCUUUCGUUUUAACAGCUUAGAGAGGUCACUCCUUAAUGUUUUUUGUUUAAUUUAUUGUAUUGAAACUAUCGUUAAGUAAGGUAAUUUCUCAUGAUCAAAUAGUAAUUAUUUAAUCUCUAUCUUAUUACAGAUGCUAUGUUUUAUUUGUAAAGCAAGCAUAAAAAGGAAUAUGUAGUUUUACCAGUGUGCUAGAUGACAUAUUAGCUUGGCUAUACGAUUACAGUUUGGGAGUGGCUCUGCGACGCCUCGCCUGGUAAACUCUUUUUGUACACAUCAUGUCUAUGAAUUCAGUGCAGGACCUUCGUUUUUUGUUUUUUUCUUCCUUCUCCUUAUCAGCAAGCACAUAUAACUGUGCUGGAUGCUGUUUUACAUGCGUUCGGUCAUAUGAGCUAGUUAUCAUGAUUCACUUGCAGCAGAAUUCAAAUGAGCUACACCCACAGGGGAAAGCUCGGCGUGUUUACAUUGGAAGCAGCAGCAGCAGCAGCAGCACCGACUCAUGGCUCCCAGUUGGAUGUAGAUGAUGUGAAAAGUGCAGCCUAAGCAGAGGCUCAGGGCCCACUACACGCAUGUUAAAUUUAGCUGCGCAGGCCUGAAAACAAAACAGCUGUUACCCCAUUGCAGGGAAAUUCACUGUGGUACCACUGCAACUCUUGGAAUUACACAAGAAAAAUGUGGGCGUUUAGUAGGACUACUAUUUUUUGGGUGAGGUUUAGUUCCCUCUGAUUUAGCAACACAGGUGACUGGCAAAUUGUAGCAGGACAUACAGUAUUACACACACCCUGAGUAUGUUUACUUGUGCUUAGAAUAGAAGCCCUAAAGUGCAAAAUCUCACGGUUCUGCGGGACAAUUUUGAGAUUGCCUCAAAAAGCUCACGGGCCAGGAGGUCUAAAUCUGACUCGUAAAUAAUAAGAAUGCGGGUGAAGUAGGAAACCCAAACCACAGUGUUAACCUGAUACUGCAACCAUGCAAAGUGUUGUUUCAAAACACUUCCAACCACCACCCAGCAGAGGUCACCAUUGAAUAUUUAUGGCAUUAAAACACAAAACUGGCAGUUAAGUGAUUCUGAGUAACAGUUGUCUGUGGGUUUAAGGUACAUAUUACACAGAAUCAUCUAGUGAAAGUAUAGAAGGGGCACCAGAGAACACAGCUUUAAUGUUAGUCACCAUUGUAGCUGCUGUGUGCUGUAUUUUCUCAUCAUACAGCAUCUGUCAGAAGAAGCAUUUCUGGACACUGUAAUGAUCCAGAGGGCUGGGGAAUGCCACCAGUGGCUAUUUUGAUCAUGGAAGCGUUUUUCAGCAAGUCACCGUAAGAACCCCUGAACCCUUGUGUGUUUGCCAGCACAACUUUGCGGUGGUCUCGCUGUAUUGUUUGAGAACAUUGUGUUCCAGUGGAAGAUCAUCAGCUUCCCAGGGUACAUUUGACUUCAACUAGCCUGUAAAAGGAUGGCAUUUUAAACCGAAGCAGAGUGUGAGCCGAGCACAUGGCAGCACCAACUAAUACCAUUUCUAGAUGACCGUAUCUUGUUGCUUUCACCAUAUUUAAAUUUUGGAGUGCUUGUUUUUCUUUCCUUUUUUUAAAUUGUCAUUGAAGUUAUUUAUUCGUAUGGAUUUUUCCCCCUUUUUUUGUAAAUAUAUUUAUUUUUUAUGUGAACAUUUGGAUUGUAAAUGUGUGUACAGAAUGUGUGGUAGGAAUGUACUUCAAAAAGGAAUGUAUCCGAGUGUGGAACUAUGGGGUGGAAGCCAUUUUUUUAUAUACAUAGAUAAUUAUAUUAUCUUGUUUAUGUUUGUUUUGUUGCAUUGUUAUCGUUUUUUGUUUUUUUGAUUUCUGGGGUGGCAGCCACAACUUUUUACAUCUUUUGUACUCUCUUGUUCAUCACUUUCCAGUUGAAGGCGAAGAGUUCAUGCAGCAAUACUCAAAAAGCCCAUCUCAAACCUUCAGAUGUCAAGUCUCCAAAGCCUGUCAGAUGCUCUGAUGCCAAAAGUAAUGUACAUAGUAUGAACAACAUUCAAGGUUCUGAGUCUUUUUCGAUCAGUGUUUGUCACCGAAUCGGUUUAAGCGCUGUCCGAGCGUGCGGCAAUUUCUAACCGCAGAUAAGGACUGACCACAGUCGAGGCUGAGUCCCUCUGCAAAGGCUGUAUUUUACACAGACCUCAGAGCUGUGCCUUUUUCUAUGCAAUAGAACACAAACACACACAGAGAAACUAUCAGCUGAUCACUGUAUUGGGAUCCAAAUGUGGACUGUAGAUAAUAUAUACAUAUAUAUGUAUAUGUAUAUUGAUAUAUUGAUAUAUGUAUAUAUAUACAUACAUAUAUAUGUAUACAUAGUAAAUGAAAUAAAAGUACAGCUG